AUAAAACAAAAAGCCCUGAAGACAUAUGUGGAUAGCGAUGAGUAUAAAAAGGAAGUUGAAGCAAAUGUAAAGGCAGAAAAACUUUUACAGUUGCAGAACCAAACCGUACAGUAUGAAAACUUAGCACAAGAAAGUAAAAAUAACGACGCAGCCAUACAAAAGGUAAUGAAAAGCGUAAAAAAUAGAGACGGAACGAAAGAAGAAAGGUUUAUGAAUGCGAAUGACUUAGAUAGGGAACUUGUUAAAAACGGUCUCGGAACAUAUGAAAUGCCAUCAGAUGAGGUACAAGAAACUCCACAGGAAGAAGUUCAGAUACAACCAGACAUGGAAGAAAUAGUUCAGCAACAACAACUUGAAGCAGAGGGCAAGUUACCAAAAGCGACACCAAAGAAGAAGAAAAGAGUAGAACAAAGUGAAAUUAGAUGA
This is a messenger RNA of Trichomonas vaginalis G3, 426 nucleotides long. RefSeq names its product kinase-related family. The annotation marks the transcript as partial. NCBI's taxonomy places the organism in Eukaryota, Parabasalia, Trichomonadida, Trichomonadidae. The record is from RefSeq and is a predicted model, not a curated record. The transcript has a single exon.